Messenger RNA from Striga asiatica, 2279 nucleotides. NCBI's taxonomy places the organism in Eukaryota, Viridiplantae, Streptophyta, Magnoliopsida, Lamiales, Orobanchaceae. The record is from the annotation of a GenBank genome assembly.
AUUACAAAUUAGCUUCACAAUCAUCCAUAAUUGCAUAUGUUAAUACAAACCGGGAUUAAAGUAGUCGUAUUUUAUUCAAUCUAUGUGUGUUUCUGGAUAUGAACUCCAGCUCGGAUAAGCCAUUUCUUAUUUUUCAGUUCUGUCCAUCGUCCUCUCCAAGGCUGCCAACUUUAUAAAUUGGCAAAUCUGAAAAUCACGAAAAUCAAUUGAGAGUUAUAGUGGUAAUCGGACUUGUAGAGAGAGAUGCUCAGAAGUUUGGCUAGGAGAAUAUCGUCAUCGGCUUCCAGCCGAUCCUUAUCACGGCGGAGCAGCCCGGGCUCGGACCCGACCCGGGCAUUCUGCUCCAGUAUUCUGCCGGACACACUCGACCGGGGCUCCGAGUCCUUCGCCCGAAACUCGGAAGCCAUGGAAGGCGUGAUUUCUCAACUCCACUCGCACAUACUAAAGGUGAUGGGUGGCGGAGGGGCCGAGGCCGUGAAGAGGAACAGGAGCAGGAACAAGCUUCUUCCGAGAGAGAGAAUCGAUCGGUUGAUUGAUCCUGGUUCUUCAUUUCUCGAGCUUUCCCAGCUUGCUGGCCAUGAAUUGUAUGAUGAUCCAUUACCAUCAGGUGGGAUAAUUACCGGGAUUGGUCCAGUGCAUGGGAACCUCUGUAUGUUUGUCGCGAAUGACCCCACCGUGAAAGGUGGAACCUACUUUCCCAUUACAGUCAAGAAACAUCUUAGGGCACAAGAGAUUGCUGCGCAAUGCAAACUGCCCUGUGUGUAUCUUGUGGACAGUGGGGGUGCUUUCCUCCCGAAGCAAGCGGAGGUCUUUCCCGACAAAGAAAACUUCGGUCGGAUUUUUUACAAUCAAGCUCUGAUGUCAUCAGAAGGCAUUCCCCAGAUUGCAUUGGUGCUGGGUUCUUGCACGGCAGGUGGGGCUUAUAUUCCUGCAAUGGCUGAUGAAAGCGUGAUGGUCAAAGGAAAUGGUACCAUAUUUCUUGCUGGACCUCCACUUGUGAAGGCUGCUACUGGGGAGGAAGUUUCUGCAGAAGACUUGGGAGGUGCAUCUGUCCAUUGUAAAACAUCUGGUGUAGCAGACUAUUUUGCUCAAGAUGAACUUCAUGCGCUUGCAAUAGGAAGAAAUAUAGUUAAAAAUCUGCAUAUGGCUGGGAAUAUGAGUGCACAGAAUCAUAAAACAUCUUUUAAGGAGCCUUUAUAUGAUGUGGCUGAACUUCGUGCAAUUGCACCAACUGACCUCAAGCAGUCAUUCGAUAUCCGAUCAGUUAUUUCACAUAUUGUCGACGGUAGUGAGUUUGAUGAAUUCAAGAAACUCUAUGGCAGUACACUAGUAACUGGUUUCGCAAGAAUAUGCGGCCAACCUGUUGGAAUAAUUGGGAAUAAUGGUAUACUGUUUAACGAGUCCGCUUUGAAAGGGGCUCAUUUCAUCGAAUUAUGUACUCAACGCAACAUCCCAUUGAUAUUUCUUCAGAAUAUUACUGGAUUCAUGGUUGGCUCAAAAUCUGAGGCCAAUGGUAUAGCAAAAUCUGGAGCUAAACUGGUGAUGGCAGUUUCUUGUGCAAAGGUUCCCAAGAUUACGGUUAUAGUCGGUGGAAGCUUUGGGGCUGGAAAUUAUGCAAUGUGUGGACGUGCAUACAGCCCUAAUUUCCUGUUCUUUUGGCCGAAUGCCAGAAUCUCUGUCAUGGGUGGGGCUCAGGCUGCUGGCGUGCUGGCCCAGAUUGAACGUGUCAACAAGAAAAAGGCUGGAGUCGAGUGGGCCAAGGAUGAGGAGGACAAAUUCAAGGCAGGUGUUGUUGAGGCGUACGAACGAGAGGGCAGUGCAUACUACUCCACCGCGAGGCUUUGGGACGAUGGUGUGAUCGACCCAGCAGACACGAGAAAUAUCUUGAGCUUGAGCUUAGCCGCUUGUACGAAUCGUGGCCCUCAGAGUACUAAAUACGGUGUCUUCAGAAUGUGAUGAUAGUUAGCCCAUUUGGGUUGCUGAAGAACCAAACGAAAAAAUAAAUAAAUAAAUAAAAAAAUGUAGCAGCAACUUAUGGCUUUGUUGUUAUCAAAGACUGAAGGAGGCAAAGGCACGUAGUAAGAAGAUGUUGGGAAAAUUGCAUUCCAUGAUUCAAUGUAAUGGGUUUGAUGUUAAGUUGUUCUAGUUGCCAUGUGUAUAUAAAGAAGAAAUUUGAAUAAUAAAAAUAAAGUUUUUCCUUUUAUGUUCUUGGUAUCGAGAUUCUAUUAAUACUGGGAAAUCAAAGAUAGCAUGUUUUUUUAGUGUGACAUUGAUGCAAC